Molecule: messenger RNA, 474 nt
Organism: Indicator indicator
Lineage: Eukaryota; Metazoa; Chordata; Aves; Piciformes; Indicatoridae
Product: calmodulin, striated muscle
Exons: 2
Coding region: 1-474 (157 amino acids)
Molecular function (GO): calcium ion binding; enzyme regulator activity
Source: RefSeq, a predicted model, not a curated record
AUGGGGCUCAGGGAAACCCUCGCCAUGGCCGAGCGCCUGUCGGAGGAGCAGAUCGCGGAGUUCAAGGAGGCUUUUUCCCUCUUCGACCGCGACGGGGACGGCUGCAUCACCACCAAGGAGCUGGGCACCGUCAUGCGCUCCCUGGGGCAGAAUCCCACCGAGGCGGAGCUGCAGGGCAUGGUGGGGGAGCUGGACGCCGACGGCAGCGGCACCGUCGACUUCCCUGAGUUCCUCUCGUUGAUGGCGAGGAAGAUGAGGGCCACGGACAGCGAGGAGGAGAUCCGCGAGGCCUUCCGCGUCUUCGACAAGGACGGCAACGGCUACAUCAGCGCGGCCGAGCUGCGGCACGUCAUGACCAACCUGGGCGAGAAACUGACGGACGAGGAGGUGGAUGAGAUGAUCAAGGAGGCCGACUGCAACAACGACGGCCAGGUCAACUACGAGGAGUUUGUGAGGAUGAUGACGGAGAAGUGA